AUGAGGCAGUGCUGGACUUGCUCUUAUUUCAAAUGUGAAUGUUCUAUUUUACUGGUGGACGAUGGCUUCUGGGAGGGAGAGCUGAACGGGCGGGUCGGGGUUUUCCCAUCGUUGGUGGUAGAGCUGCUCCACGAUGAAAGAGAGGAGGAGGAUAAGGAGGAAGAGUCUCUCCUCACCCCAACCAUGCCUCCCUUCUCCCCCUCCAGCCCGAGCCCCACUAACCCUGGCUGUAGCUCAGCCCUUAGUGCUACCCCCCCUAGCUGUGAGGAGGACACACAGCAGGUCUUUGCAGACAACACAGCAGAGCCUGAAGGCAGCAGCCACAGCUCUCCACACUUCUCCAGCGGCCGGCUAAGACCAUGUCGAGCGCCUCCUCCUCCUCCAACACACAAGCGUUCUCCUCAGCUCUGAGACUGUGUGUUCACAGGAAUACAGGACGUGUGAGGACCAGAAGAAAUCUGUAAUUGUGACUUUAUUGUAGCAUCUAACAAAAACUGUCAUUUGUUUGCUUGUAUUUGUGAGUAUUUAUCAGUGGUAAGGAACUUAAAGCAGGAAGACGUGUCACCUCAAUGUGAGCAGCAACAAUAAGCUGUUAGAAGUCUUGCUUUAAGAAUGUAACUGAGUAUUAACAUCAAAGUAUACACAAUAAUUGUAUUUUGUAUUAAAUUAAUUUAUGCAUUAAUGUGUUCAUUACUUUAAUGUUACAGUCGGACAACAACAUGUACUGCUUGUGAAUUUUACCAAAGGAUCUAUAAUGUUUAUCUUUAUCUAUAUGAACAAGAUGUAUUAUUAUUUGAUUAUAUCUUGUAUAUGAUCAUUUUUUAAAUAAUAAUUUGAUCAUUUGAAUUUACAUUUUCAUAGUCCCUUAAGUUAUCAGGUUAAUGUAUUGCAUUGAAAAGUAAAAUAUUUGAUUUGUGUAGGAGUAGAAAAAUAAAGUACAGUACUUGAGUAAAUGUUGCCACUGCAAAUAUGUUCCCCAACAACCAAUUUGACAGUGAUGUAAUGCCAACAUCUCAGUAGAAUUAUGUUUUCUUUUCAAUUUAGUAGAUGGGAAGCAAAAUAAAUGAAUAUUAACAUGAAUGCACGUGCUAAAGGUCCAGGGGUCUGCAGCAAAGCCUUAUGCAACAAUGUGAAAAAGUGCAUUUCAAACUUUCAAAAAUGAAUUAAACAAUAUUAGAAGUUGCUAAUGUUUCUCAAUGGUGCACUAAUGAUAGUAUAGUUCUGAAAAUAUGUUGGGUACACAAAUUACACCAUAAUACCUUAUUUAUUUUACAGAAAAUUGCAGAAUAAUAUGUUCUAUUACAUUCUGCAAGUAGUGAUUUACAGUACAAGUUAUAAUCCAAAACACUGGGUAGUGUACAGUAUAGCAUGAGAGUAUAUGUUAUUAUGUGACUGCAGGGGCAUCCAAACAUGAGAUAUAAGUAUUAUUUUGAAUCUUAUCAAAUUGAACCAUUUUGUUGUUGGCAACAUUAUUUUCAAUAUGUAGGACUGUUUUGUACUGGUUUUUAAUAUCAUAUAUUUAAUUAAAGUAAUUGUGUUGUGCUUUACUCCAAUGGUAUGAGAGGAAGUGUGAUCGUUGACUGAGCUCAACAAGGACACAGCGCUCAGGUUUGAAAAGCAUAGUUCUGGUAUUUAUUUCAUUAGAGUACAAUAUGAUACAUCUGCAUAUUUACAAGUCAUCACCAGCAUGUGUAGAACACUGUACAUAUGUGCCAGGUCCUGCUAGAGAGGAUACAUUAAACAUCAUCAAUCUGAGGAUCUAAAGCGAGAAUAAUAUGUGUUGAGCUGUUGAUAUGAGGACUUCUGUAGCUGCUGGUCUGUGUAAUGACUCACAUUUCCACAUUUUUGUAAUUGUCUUUUUGUAAUAUUGUUUUAAAAUCCGAAGGCCACAAAAUGGCCAGCUGACCAAAAUGUAUUUUUUUAUGGUCCCAUUAUUAAAACCAUGUUUAUUUGCAUGUGUUGACCUAAAGUUAAAAUGAAGAUCCAAGCAACCGAUGGUACACGGUAAAGAAAAGCAACAUAAUCCACACAUUAAGACUGCUGCUGGUGUGUGAAAUCAUGUCCUGCUCGACACUUCAUUCUGUUUAUAGUUUCAUAAUAAUAUUUUAGCCACAUUCGAUCUCCGUUGUUUUACCAUAAAGCCUUCUGAUCAAAUUUGCUUUGUAAAUUAACUAGCCUCUGAAUCUAGAUCUGUGUUGCACCAUUCUCACAUAUUCAUAUAUACAUCAUUUUAUAUUUGCAAUAAAAUGCACACAGAGGAUGCAUUUAGCCACUGUUUAUAGUGCAUAGUUAAAAAACAAAAAAAACAUGGCCCUCUUAUGCAGAUUUAUAUUUAGCAUGUUUCAACUAGAUAUGAUAUUGUAUAAAUGAUUUUCCUACAGGUUAAUGCAUGAGCACUGUUGGAAAGAUACACAACAGCUUGUCAGAAUAGAAUAAAUAUGUGGAUGGUGACGCAGUUUAACUGCAUCUAUGAAAGUUGAUGGAUGUGUGAGGUGUUGAUGUUACAAACAUGAAUAAAUCAUAAAAGGAUCUUCAUUUACUGCAGAGGCCUGGAUAACGAUAAUGUAUAUCCAACUUAAUGGUAUUUUAGACGUAUUGGAAGGAGACAUCCUGAUCAUAUGUCAAAGGUCACAUGGUCAAAGAGUAGAUGGAAGAUAUGGAAAUGUGGACAUACAGCGAGAGGAAAGCAGACGUCAGGCGUUCUGGUUAAUUUCCUAUAAAGGACAGGUAAGAAGCCAAAUUAUGUUUAAUUUACUAUUUUAUCCUCACAGAUGUCCUGAUGAUUUCACUCAUUCUACCAAAACAAAACAAAUGUAAUCAAGUUUGUAAAAACUGCAAUUGCUCUUAAAUGUUGCACUCUGAACCAAAUAUUUACAUUAUUGCUGCAAGCUAAAUCACGGUCUGGUUACUGUAGUAGUCUUUAUUUAUGAAGUGAGUACAGGCAGCAUGGACGUGUAAUAAGAGCUGGAUAAACUGUUGCCACUCAGCCUUGCUUCCAAUUUGGUGAAAUGGCAAUUUGCGGUAUUAGAGAAAAAUCCCCUGAUGGCCUGAAAAGUAUUCUCCUGACCACCAGGAUAAAGAGACGCCUGUGAAAGUGUUGAUACGACAUCUCGAAAUGCCAACAACAUUAUGACACUUGCUGAGAAAAUAUAUUUCAAAAACCGUGGUGUCAGUUGUGUGCUAUGCUAUGGGCCGAGCCAGAUCUGGUGCACGUAACACUGCUACACGUAUCAGUGUGUCACAAUGCCAGGAAGUUAACCCUGAAUCUAGGAAACUUUUCAGCGGUGAUAAAUUCCAAUCCAUUUGAGUUGGCGCCACCUUUUGGUCUGGUAUUAGUGAUGGGAAUUAUGGCUCUUGAAGGGAGCCGGAUCCUAUGGAUCCGUUCCUUUCCGAGAGCCGUUAAAAAGAGCCGUUACCAGGAUAAUGAUUGACUGUAUUGUCAGAAAUCUAAAUUUAUUCUUAGAAAAAUUUAUAACUUGCUACAUCUCUCAGCCAGCCAAACUACUACUCAAGCAGCAUGCGUUAUGCCAUCAUCUAUGGCAAAUUUGCAUUCAGGAAAGCAAGUUCCCGUAAAGGCGAGUGGAUUUAUGGCAGGCAGUGAACCAACGAUAAAAAGAACGGCUCUCACCAAGUACGACUCGGUUCCCUUCAUUCGUACCAGAAAGAUUGGAUUGUUCGCAAACGUAACAUCACUAUCAGGUAUACAGUUCUUAUGAGACAUCCAUGAUAGAGACCCAGUAAAGGCGAAAGGUGAAGGUGUGUGUGUGUGUGUGUGUGUGUGUGUGUGUGUGUGUGUGUGUGUGUGUGUGUGUGUGUGUGUGUGUGUGUGUAUACAUCCCACAACUGUAACUAUGCUAGAGACCACAGCUAAACUGCCUGUAACCAAGCAGCUCCAAAGUUUGAAUUUGUCUUUUUAAUAAUGCUCCAGAAUAAGGCAGGUAUGAUGGAUAUGGGAGUGAGUUCUACCCUAUAAUUAUAUACAUGAUAUACCAUAUCAAUGAAGGGUGCUACAGUCGUCAAUGUACAAUAUCGCCUGUCUCUCAUCUGAUGUAGAGGCUUUAGAAGUUUGACUAAAAAAUACAAAACCCACUUUAAAAUCCAUUAUCUUUUCAGUAUCACAGCUUUAACGACUGCAGAGUUUAUUUUGUGGAAGUUUCAUGUCUUUAUAUUUUGAGAUGUUAUUUCCAACCCAGUCUCACGGCAUUUCGUGUUAUAGUCACGACAUUUAAUCGACUGA
Notothenia coriiceps (black rockcod) is the source of this 4237-nucleotide messenger RNA. Its product is annotated as FCH and double SH3 domains protein 2-like. Gene Ontology annotation, molecular function: protein binding. The transcript has 4 exons. The record is from RefSeq and is a predicted model, not a curated record. Lineage: Eukaryota; Metazoa; Chordata; Actinopteri; Perciformes; Nototheniidae. The coding region runs from base 1 to 411 and encodes 136 amino acids.